GGGAGCGGAUGGGGGCAGUCAGCAGUGUCUGCAGACAGAAACAGUUUCUCUGUCAAGCUUCACCAGAGCAGAGAAACUGGAGAACGAGGAAACAUGGAAAUAGAGGAGGGAGCAAGGCUUUUAUUUUGAAAUUUUAUAAGAAAAUCACUACAUUAAAGAAAUCAAUAUCAGAUCUUAUAUAUUUAUUAAUAUCUUCAUUUUUAUUUUUGUGUUCAACAAUGACAUUUUACCCAGUGAUGCUGUUGAACCUUGGGGUCGUCAUGGCAAUGAUGGUCGACCAGGUGAAUGGAGCGCGGGUGCUGAGUGGUCAGACGGUGUGUUCAGGUGGCCCAGGACGUCCUUGCUAUAAAAUUGCAUAUUUCCACGACAUGUCGAGUCGUGUUGCGUUCAGGGAGGCGUGUCGCGCCUGUGAGAUGGACGGAGGGUCGCUGCUCAGUAUCGAGAGUCCAGCAGAGCAGACGGACAUCGAGCACCUGCUGCAGGUGAGACGCACACCUGCUCCUCUCGUCUUCCUACCCUCCUCUAAUCUCCCCCUCAUCGCCCUCCUCACCACUCGUCUCCUCUCCUCCUCUUCCCCUCCUUCUCUCAUCUUCCUCUCAUCUCACCCUCUAAUCUUCCUCCUCUCCCCUCGUCUCCUCUCAUCUUCCUCUCUUCCUCCUCCCCUCCUCUUAUUUUCUCUCAGCUUCCUCUCCUCUCCUCUUUCUCCUCUCCUCCCCUCCUCCUCCUUUCCUGUCAUCUUCCUCCUCUCCUCUCUUCUUCCUCCUCUGCUCCUCCUCUUCUCCUCUCCUCUCAUCUCCCUCCCCUCCUGUCCUCCUCUUCGCCUUCAGGAGCUGCGUUCAGGAGCGGUGGGUGGGGCAGGAGGAGGCGCAGGAGGAGGGAUAGCGGAUGGUGAUUUCUGGAUCGGCCUGACUCGGGUGGACGGAGUGGAUCAGUCUCAUCCUGAACUCAGCAACACCUUCACUUCCUGUCCACAGCUCUACCAUUGGACCGACGGAAGCCCCGCCUCCUUCAGGAACUGGUAUUUUGACGAGCCGUCCUGCGGAGGAGAGGCCUGCGUCGUCAUGUACCAUCAACCAACAGCACUUCCUGGUCUGGGCGGGGCUUAUCUCUACCAAUGGAACGACGAUCGCUGCAACAUGAAACACAACUUCAUCUGCAAAUACCAACCAGAGAGCCACGGUGUGACGGGACACACACCUGGAGGGCGGAGCACAGAGACAACGGCAGGUGGAGGCGGGGUCAAACAGUCUGCAGGAAGUGAGGGGGGUCACCCUCAGGUCAUCACGGCUGGAGCUUCAGGCAUGCUACUGGUCUACGUGAUCAUUCCCACAAUCCCCCUGCUGCUGCUCAUCCUGGUGGCUUCUGGGACAUGUUGUUUUCAGAUGCUCAGUAGAAGUACUCCCCGCACAAAGACUGCCGCCGACCAAUCAAACCUGUGGAUCUCCAGGACACCCAAACUUGAUAGCAUGGAGGUCUGAAACCCCACCCGGUGACAUCACAGUGACAUCAGCAUGUCGGCAGUGAGGAAUGACAUCAGUCUUACCACCGCUCAGCCAUUCAUCAUCAUCAUCAUCAUGACGACGUGGUGCGUUCAGGAGCAGGUGUACAACAAUGUCACAGAGGCUUUAAUGGACUAUGUAGUUGACUGUGUUUAUACCUACGUACAAGUACACACACACACACACACACACACACACACACACACACACACACAGUCUUUUCCUUCCCUUGUCUACCUUCCUCUCUCCUACAGAGAACUCUUCACCUGUCUGUUUGUUACAUCUGAUUGGUUCCCAGGUCUUCACCUGUUGGUUGACCUGUGUUUCCUGUGGUGAUGUCAUGUUAUAGUGUUGACUGUGAGCACCCUGAGUCAGCUGGUCAGAGCGCCCCCUGCCGGACACAUCCGACCUCACGGUUUAAAGAAACAGGUCAACAUUGUGUCAAAUGCUUCCUGUCAGAGUCUGGUGUCUGUAUGCGAACCAUGCUCAUCUUAGCUUAGCUUAGCAUGAAGCCUGGGAGCAGCCUCGUCUUGUUUGUUUAAUCUAUGUAAAGAACUUGAGUGAAGUUGUCUGUUCCCACACGACCUGAACGCACCAUGAACUGACAUCACUUUGAGGAACCUGAUCUGAUGUCAGCUUCUGAAAAAACUGCUAAUUAACAAACUCAUUAACUGUCCGACUGAUUACAUCUGAAGCAGUUUUCUGUCAUUGUCAUGGAAACGCCCCUCAGUUCAUCAGCUGACUAUCCAGAUGUUUGUGUUGUUGUUUUGUUGUGAAUAAAAAUAAUUCCUGUCACUG
Seriola aureovittata is the source of this 2297-nucleotide messenger RNA. RefSeq names its product chondrolectin (gene chodl). The coding region runs from base 9 to 1478 and encodes 489 amino acids. The record is from RefSeq and is a predicted model, not a curated record. The transcript is spliced from 7 exons. Gene Ontology annotation, biological process: positive regulation of axonogenesis. Gene Ontology annotation, cellular component: cytoplasm. Lineage: Eukaryota; Metazoa; Chordata; Actinopteri; Carangiformes; Carangidae.